AAAUUGCAAGGAACAAUAGAGAGUCCACAGUUCCAGUAUGGAAUCCAUAUUAGAACCCGCUGAAACGCGGUAUUUAUGGGUUUAUUACAUAUUUCAAUUGGUAGCCUCUGCUGGACACCUUUUCCUCGCCUUGUUAACGAUAUUCUCGCGGCAAAUUGCGGGAAAUGGCGUUAUGUUGAACUUUUAUGGUAUAUUCUCUGUGACACUCUUCUUUGACGCUAUAUUGCUCUAUACCGGACAUAUUUAUCACAAAACGGAUAGUAUACCCUCGUCUAUAAGAAUAAUAAAUGCUUCUAUAAGAAUGUCUGGUAUGUUAGCAAACGCUUGCACUACUCUCACCGUAGUUAUGCGUGUCUUCACAAGUGUGAACGCAGCAUUAGGCACUCCUUUGGCCAAAUAUCUAGUCAGAAUUACAGACACAAUACUCAUAAUUAUCCCAUGGACUGUCUCAGUACCCUUCCUUAUUGCUUACCUCGUACAAACGAUCAGCAAUCCUGAGAAAGUCGUGCGAACAAAGUACUUCUGUAGUUUCGAAGGCGCAACCAUCACAGAAGUGACUUCUAAUUUGACAUUAGCGCUUAUGUCACUACUACUCGUCCUAGCCGUACUCACAGCAGUACUACUUAUCAGAUUACGCAUUAGUCAACAUGGUCUGGUGUAUAUAAACACAAGCACAGAUUUGGUUAUUGGUUGCCGUAUUCUAUUGUUCGGUUUGUACAGUCUCACAACUGUAACAAUUCUCAGUGGCACACUCAACCAUCGCUGGUCAGGAUUCAGUGAUGGUCCAACAUUAACUUUCGCUUUAACUGGGUUCUGGGCAUUCCUGUUGUUUUUUAUACAACCUGACACUUUUGACGCCUUAAAAACAUGCUUCGGUUUACGCAGGAAACAUAGAAGACCGUCAUUCUCAAGCAUCACCGCGAGCAGACCACAACAACCGAUGGAGUUCUCACCUGUAGGGUCACCAAUGUUAUCACCAACUUUGGGCGAAUUCGGAGAACUCAGAAGCGAUGAUUUUAGCCUCAAUAACAACAAAAUGGGCACCUGGUCGAGUGUACCACGGGUCCACCAUAGAGAGCGAUCUAUCGAUCGUAUAAAGGAAAAAUAA
This is a messenger RNA of Wallemia mellicola CBS 633.66, 1108 nucleotides long. RefSeq lists its product as hypothetical. The transcript is spliced from 2 exons. Bases 38 to 1108 code for a protein of 356 amino acids. The record is from RefSeq and is a predicted model, not a curated record. NCBI's taxonomy places the organism in Eukaryota, Fungi, Basidiomycota, Wallemiomycetes, Wallemiales, Wallemiaceae.